Messenger RNA from Magnolia sinica, 1212 nucleotides. RefSeq lists its product as uncharacterized. NCBI's taxonomy places the organism in Eukaryota, Viridiplantae, Streptophyta, Magnoliopsida, Magnoliales, Magnoliaceae. The transcript has 5 exons. The coding region runs from base 79 to 705 and encodes 208 amino acids. The record is from RefSeq and is a predicted model, not a curated record.
CUUAGAAGCUGAUUGAUGUCUCCUAAUUCUUUCUUUCCUUAUUCUUCAUCAAAUCUGUCUCCUCUUAGAAGCUGAUUGAUGUCUCAAUUUCCCCUUCAUCAGGAAGGGGGCUCUCAUCGAGAUUUAGAAAGUGGUGGGGUCCAUGUUCCGGGGCCAUCAAGAAGCCAAUGGAACCCUGCACAUCUGAACCUUGCACCACCGUCGUCAGAAAUGAUUAUUACGAUCAUCUGUAUGGUAUGGAUGAUCUUGGGGUUCCUCUUGAACCUCAACUAUCCAAUCAACGGUGGUGAUUUCAACAAAGUCCUGAACGCUUUAUUCCAUCAGAAUCCGAUCUCCUUCUACUUUAUUGUCAUUAUCGGUACAGCAGCCUUCUACUUAACGUCGGCGUGGUUGAUGAUGAUAGUGGGUAGAUUCCGGCCUCCCAUGGCCAGAAAUCUCGCCCUCGUUAUCCUGCUUCUUGGAGUGCUGUCCGUCACAGUGUUACUGAAUGCUCUGCUCUCCAACAAGUUCAGUUGGAUUUUAUGGAUCUUCUUCGCAGUAACCAUCUGGAUCACGUUGGUUAUGGAAGGGUGUGAGCGUGCUAUACGAUGGACGGACAAGAUUCGCAUGUUGGUUAUGCAAGGGUGUGAUCGUGCUACCCGAUGGACGGACAAGAUUCGCACGUCAGUUGUGGAAGGAGUGGAACGAGCUAGACAGUCUCAGUGAUGCUCAUCGUCAAAUUCAUAUGAGAUUUCUACGCUGACGGUUCAUUUGUACAGAGGAAGGGUGUCACCACCUAUGAUCUAGAUAGCGCUGAUGAGAGGACUGAUUUUGAUUGUAUCACUCGAUGAUACAUGUUGAAUUACAAGUGUGCUGAAAUCCUGUAAUUGCAAGCAUAUAUGGAUGAACGAUAUGUUGAUCUCACCCUGAUUGUGAGCACCAGGAAGCAAUGUUGAUCACUUGAUGUGAUAUGGCAGAUAUGAAGGAAGGAGGAAAGUGAAGGCAAGGUCAAGCGCAUAUCGGUUAGGAGUGAGGAGGGGUACAGGCUACAAGUAUAGUGAAGGGUAGUAUUAAUGGAGGAUUGGUUUAGGGUUGUUGACUUGUAUAAUGUUUUAUAAUGUGUUAGUUUUUGAACCUUAUACAUUUUCUUGAUAAAUGACAGUUUGAUUAUUAUUAUGACUGGUUUUUAUUAUUAUUGCUCUUGGUAAUUGUUAUUUCAAUGCACUUUUCUUA